Messenger RNA from Saimiri boliviensis boliviensis (Bolivian squirrel monkey), 1615 nucleotides. NCBI's taxonomy places the organism in Eukaryota, Metazoa, Chordata, Mammalia, Primates, Cebidae. The record is from RefSeq and is a predicted model, not a curated record.
CUCUUGCCUCACCCGGGUGCCAGGCCAGCUGUUGAUUUUCCCGCCAUUUCCAGCUCUUCGUGAGGAGAACUGGAUGAUUUCCUGAGGUCUGAGGACUUCUGGAAUCACCGCGGCGAAGCGGAAUGGAUUGGUUUCACUGCAACCAGUGCUUCCGAAAAGAUGGAGCCCAUUUCUUUGUCACCAGCUGCGGCCAUAUUUUCUGUAAAAAGUGUGUGACUCUGGAAAAAUGUGCUGUUUGCGGAACUGCUUGCAAGUAUCUGGCUCUUUCUGAUAAUCUGAAACCUCAGGAGAAGAUGUUUUUCAAAAGUCCUGUGGAGACAGCUUUGCAGUAUUUUAGUCACAUCUCUCAGGUGUGGAGUUUCCAGAAGAAACAAACAGAUCUCCUCCUCGCCUUUUAUAAGCAUAGAAUUACAAAGUUAGAAACAGCCGUGCAGGAGGCACAACAAACACUGGUCAGCCAGGACAAAGAAUUGUCAGUCUUAAGGAAGGAGAACGGAGAACUGAGGAAACUUCUAGCCAUUCUAAAGGAAUCUCCGAGUUGGUACCAAGGAAGCAGGUCAACCACACCUCGACCAGUGGGCAUUACUUCCCCAUCACAGUCAGUUACCCCACGACCCAGUUCCCAGCAUAGCAGUCAAGUGGUCAGUCGAUCCUCCUCAGCGGAAUCUAUUCCUUUUAGAGAGGCUGGCUUUGGUAGCUUCGGACAAGGAGGCAGAGGUCUGCAGGAAAGGAGAACUCCAAGAAACCCUUAUAAUGAAACCCCUUCACCAGCUUCAACCCACAGCUUAUGUUAUAGACCUUCAUCUGCCUCCUCUGGACAGGGGAUUUUUUCUUUCAGACCAUCCCCAAAUGGGCAUUCAGGCCACACAAGAGUCCUUACCCCCAACAAUUCUGCUCAGAGGGAGAGCAGAACCACACUAGAGAGUUUUCCUACUUUCCAGCAACCAGUCCUGCAGACUCCCUACCAACAACAGAGGCAGAUGGGAUUACCCAGUGGGAGAGGAGCAUGGAGCACUUCCAGAUAGAUCAUCUUCAAGGUCUGAUCUAUACAUACUGCUGAAGGAUAGAUUGUAGCAUGCAGUACCCACUGGGGUGAUGGCUCUGGAAAAAGCACCCUGGCGUUGUUUCCUGGUUUCACUCUGUACCUUAUGCUUCCUCAUUUUUACCCUAUUCACCCUUAUCACCUCCCAGUACAGUGGUAAGGUCUUAGAAAAGGCUAGUGCUUCAAGAUGAUGUUUAUAUCUCUUCCAGAAGACAUAGGUAGCUUCCCUCAUUUCCUAAAACUUGAAACAAAGAUUGUAAAAAUAAUUCUUGGCAUCAUGCUUGGUUGGGAGUUGGGAAUGGGGAUGUGGUGGGCCAUAUACACAUCACUGUUUCAUUUCUGGUUUUCUUUUUUAGCUUUGGAUAUACUCUCCCAUUGCCAGUGUUAACAAGCAACAUCUCUGUUCUUUGUCCUUCUACUUUUUCUGUUUGCCUGUUGUUUCCUCUAUGCUUACUUACUAUUAAAUAUAUUAAUUUUCCUUUCUAUUGAAAACAACUGUUAGAGACACUGAUUUUUCAGCUUAGUAAAGUAUACAGGUAGUAAAACUAAGAGGAUGUCCUUUUAUUGCUACAA